UGUUUCUAUUAUGAGGGGAGAUAACCCAAAGUUAUUUCGAGUUACGUCCCUUUUACAAAAUGGCGUUGUCCUCACGGUGUUGAUUUUUCCGAAUAUAAACAUUACAUUACGAGAAUGGAAGUUGAAGAAGCCAUUUCUGAAGAACCUGAUAUACAGAGACUUCAAAUAAGUGGUGGAGAGAAUGAUAAUCGUAAAGAUAUUUCUAAAUCAGGCAUGCUUCUUGAUGAACAAUCGUCAGAAAGAUUAAAUUUUGUUGUUGUUGGGGAUAAUUUGACUGAUAUUCCAUUAGAGGGUAAUAGUGAUGAUCAAGGUUCACAGUUCAUUCAGCCACCCGCUUCAAACAGGGAUCUCAAGCCUCAUGUUGAAGACAUGCUUCAGAGACUAGCUCAUUCAUCGGCGCACUUUAAACACCAACAGAGAAAUGAGCCAGACCUGACCCCAAGUCAGAAAUACGAAAUCGCUCGUGAAAUAUUUGAAAAUAAACCCCAUCUGUUCUUAGCUCGUUUCAAACAGCAUCUCGCCAUGAAAGACAUACCCUGUUUCCAGGAAUAUGCUGGAGACUACGAAAUAGACUUUCAUCUCAGUGAGAUACAAAAGUGGGAUAGUAAAAAUUACAAACGGAAAAAAGUCAAGAACCGACGGUACAAAGCGCUGAUGGAAAUGAUGUCCAUAGGCGAUGAAUACUUCACUGAAGAUGCCAUGAAAUCUCGCGAUCCUUUGUUAUAUGAAGAGCUCAUUGGGCAACAUCUAACUGAAGAGGAAAGAGUGGAAAAGGCUAAUAGUAUUAUGGCCAAGAAUGAAAAUUCUCUUUCUCAAUUUCUUCUAAGACACAUUGAACAGCAGCAGGAGAAUGCUCUUUACUACUCAUUGAAACACAAAGAGGAAGAGUGUUUUGAAGAAUUUGACUCAGACUCAGAUGAAGAAAUUGAAAUACCUGCCAAAAGGAAACUUUCCAAACCUGAGAAGAAAGAGUUACGGGCUGAAUUCCUUCACAUAAUGCAAGAAAGAUUCUUAGAUGGGAAGGAUCUUGGGUAUGACUACAGUACAAUUGAUGACAAUGCUGUGUACGAUGACCUGGAUACAGAAGACAAAGACGAAGAAGAGAAGUACUUUGAUAACGAGGAGCCACAGAUGCUGGAUGACACCAACUGUACAUAAAUAAAAAGCAACUUUCAAUGCACCCCUUGACUACAUCUGAGUUUAAUCAGUCCUAACAGAUAUGAGUGAGGAGGAAGA
Octopus sinensis (East Asian common octopus) is the source of this 1236-nucleotide messenger RNA. RefSeq names its product coiled-coil domain-containing protein 97. NCBI's taxonomy places the organism in Eukaryota, Metazoa, Mollusca, Cephalopoda, Octopoda, Octopodidae. The coding region runs from base 115 to 1158 and encodes 347 amino acids. The record is from RefSeq and is a predicted model, not a curated record. The transcript has 5 exons.